Molecule: messenger RNA, 5246 nt
Organism: Gadus macrocephalus (Pacific cod)
Lineage: Eukaryota; Metazoa; Chordata; Actinopteri; Gadiformes; Gadidae
Exons: 11
Coding region: 287-3394 (1035 amino acids)
Source: RefSeq, a predicted model, not a curated record
AGCAGCUCGCGCAAAGGGAUGCUGCAGCCUGCAGGGAAGCAGUGCAGGAAAGAAUCCGAUUGUUUCACAUCUCAGAGACAGAAAAUUAAAUCGGUGCAUCUAUUCAUUUGUAUAAACUGCAAGUUAAGCCUCUCCGGGUGAUAUACAGAAGCUCUCGUGUCGUCGGGGACAGCUCGUCUUCGUCCGACCAGCUAGCCAUACCGUGCCAGUCCCGGGACUGUUGUGGAACAGGACGUGUCUGCGAGGGGUGCGACAGCCAGAGGAUGAACGCACGAGCACUGCAGUAAUGAUGCGUAUUAUUUUGGACUGUCUGAGGACUCCGAGGGCGAGAGCCCGAGAAGAAACUGGGGAUACGGGAGUCGUGGAAACGGAUGAAAGGGUCCUUGCCAAGACAGCAGAGAUCAGAGUAAGACGCCCGCAGCACCUGGCCCUGGAGCUAGAGAAUGCAGUGGCGCUGGAGAGUCUGGAGCUGCAGGAGCAGCAGCAGGACGUCCGGGACCUGGAGGAGACCCUGCUGAAGCUGGACCAGCACAAGGAGAAGCUGCAGCUGCAGAUCAAGAGCACCAGGCAGCUAUGUGUGGAGGAGAGUCAGAAGAUCCUGUCCCUGCAGGCUGAGGAGAGUAAGAAGGAGGGCCAGGUGGAGGAGUACGAGCGGGAGCUGGCGCGCGCCCGCUGGAGGCUGAAGAAGCUGCGGGAGGAGGUGAAGAACGCCAAGCGGCGGGCGGAGGAGGCGGGCCAGAGGAACAACCCGCUGCAGGACUCCAUCCGCCAGUCCUACGAGGAGAUCCUGCAGGAGGAGAACGCUCUGUGCUCUCUGUCGGGAGGAGCCGCCACUCCAGACAGCCAGCUGGACGAGUCCACGUCGCCCGCGGACACCACCGAAGACGACCCCCUCCCGCUGAGGCCCUGGGGCCGCAGCCAAUCACUGCCGGCGUACGCUGACUUCAUCAUGAGGACCAGCAGUUCUUCCUUCAAUAACAACCUGACAGGGACCAGAGAGGAAGUGGCUGAGAGUUCUCUGGAGGCCCCAAAGACGGAGGGAGCUGAGGGGGGGCCUGAACAGACCCAGAGGAGCACGGACGCGGAGAAGAAGACUAACAACGAGAAGGAAGCGCUGACAGCCAGCGCCAACCCCGUGGACCAACUGGACUUCUACAAACCCGACCCCUUCGUUCACGGUCAGGCCGAAGAUGAUCUUUUCAAUGAAGAUAUGUUCCCAAAGACGGAUUCCUCAGACGUCUUCGCCUCAGACCCCUUCAAAGGCACCGACCCGUUCGCGGCAGACAUCUUCUUCCCGCCGGGAUCAGACGAGGCGGCGGCGGCGGCGGUUGCCAACGACGACGCCGACACCAGCCUGUCGUGCGUCGAGCACAAAGCGUCCACGGGGACCCAGUGCUUCGAGUCCGAGUUCCCGGACGAGGACAGCGACAUCGAGAUCAGCUACAGCCGCGAGGACCUGGACGCCGUCGCCAUGGCGGCGGACGCCACGGACCGGGCGGCGCCGGCCGAGGCGCGGGGGUUCAAGCCCAUCCAGAGCUCCUCCGAGGACCUGGGGCUGGACGCGGCGUCCCGGGGCUGGCGGUCCCAGGGACAGUACUCGGUGGAGUCGGACCCCAACGGCUACGAGCUGGACCUGGCCGCCGUCUCCCCCCCCUCGGACAUCGAGGAGCUCAGCCUGGCCUCCCUGACCGGGGACGCGGCCGGCGGGAAGAACAACACCGCGGCGGUCAAAGGUCUGAGUACCGAUUCGGCUCAAUAUUCCCCUGAGCUGGCGCCCUCUGGUGCCGUACCUGACGCAUCCGACAUGACUCAGCUUGUCAUCACAGAGCAGCCCCUUUCCUGUGAGGUCACUUCCUGCCUAGAAGCACAGCCCCUUGAGUCAGAAACGGACAACAGCUUCGAGGUAGAACCCCAACUAACACUGGUUCACCACGACUCAGUCGAUGCUCCAAAUCCCUCGACGCAGAUCACUUCAGAGAUGAAUGAGUGCAGUUUCGAGAUGAGCUACCCAUCCACCCACUCCUCCUUUGACCCGUACGGGUUCAAACUGAGUCCGGAACAUUCCACUCACAGCCUUCUGGAUCCUGAUGAUGAGGAAGAUCUCAGCCCAGAAUCGAAUGAUCCUGAUUUGGCCUUUGACCCAGAACCCACCUCUUCUCAGCUCAACUUUGAUCGCUAUGGGUUUGACCUCAGCGUCUCCCGGGUAGCCAGUGAGGAUGUGGUUGACCCCUAUGGCUUUAAGCUGAGCCAGGAGGAAGAGAACCAGGAAGUACUUGAGGUGUGUAGCCAUGACGACCAGGAGGAGGUGGAACUUUGUAGCUUUACCAACGAGGAGCUAGUAGAACCUUAUAGUAACCAGGAAGUUGUGGAUCCAUUCGCCCAGGACAACCAGGAAGUGCUUGAACCAUGUAACCAAAACAAUCAGGAAAUGCUGGAUUUCUGUAGCAAUGGAAAUCAGGAGAUUUUGGAACCAAGUGUGUCCGAUACCAAGAAUGUUCUGGACUUGUUCAGCAUUCAGAACCAGGAGUUGGUUGACCUGUCUAGUCCUCUUAACCAGGAAGUGCUGGAACCCUUCUGCGAUGACAACCAGGAACCGAUGGUAUCUCACGACAAAGAUGAACAAGAACUACCACAGCAAUGUAACCAGGAAGUAGUAGAAACAAGUAUCCACAACAAGGAACCACGGGCUCCUUCCUAUUAUGAAAACCAGGAGGUUCUGGACUUCUGUGGCCAAGACAACCAGGAACUCCAAGGAUUCAGUAGAAACCAGGAACUGCAAGAUUACAGAAGCCAUGAUAACCAGGAGGUGCUGGACUUUCUAAGUAAUCAGGCUUUACCGGAGGCUAACAAUAACCACCACUGUGAGCAAGACUCAGAGAUGUACUUCAAUCCAGACACACAGUCCAACAUCUCCAACAGCACUGACCCUGCUAACAGCUCCGCCGGUGGUCCGGCCUCAGAGGUCUCCAACAGCCCCGAGGCCCUGCACCUGGAGGGUCUGGACCUCGGCAACACGACUGGCAGUACCAACAACUGCAACACCUACAAAGCUGACCUCCUCAGCAUGUCAGUAGACCAAGAGCAAGCCACGAGUAACAUGUCCACCAACAGCGACCCUGCCACAUUUAAUGUUUCUUCGGGCCAAAAUUUGUUACAAGGCGACUUAGGGUCCGUGUUUAGUGCCGGAGGCUACAUCGGCUGUGAUGACGUGGCUGAUGACCUGGAGCCCCUUCACCACAGACAGGGAAACCCUGUAGCAGAGCCAGUGGAACCAAUGGAACCAGUGCGGCCAGUGCAACCAGUGCGACCAGUGCGACCAAUGAGGCCUCCUCGUCCUUCGCUCUUGGCCAAGGAAAAGGCACAGUCGCAGACUCAGGGCGUGGACCUAAAGUGACCUGACCACUGGCCUACGAGUGUCAACCACCUGACCAACACAGCUGCCGUUUAUCAUAGCGUAAGUCACCACGGGUGGCAGGGGGAAGACAAGAAUCGAGGGAAACCUGCGGAGGGUACAAUUGAGAAAGGUCUUGUAAAAUAAAAUUGGGGGGAACAAAAAGAUAUUUAAACAGAAGGCUAUUGAUAUUUUUGCGAUUUAUGGUGUAACGGUUAAAUUACCAAAAAAAGAUAGCAGAAGAGACAAAAGAUUUUACACAGCUAUUAUUUCAUAGGACAGCACUAAUCACAAUGAACAUGUAUUUAUUUAUUAACUUUUUUUUCUGUAUUUAAUUAUUUAUUUAUUGAUCUACUCCAUUUUUGAAAAACAGCAACUCUGCUGAACAUUCCCAGAAUUGAGAUAAGGAAACAAAGAAGGAAAGACAUCUUUAGCAUACUAGUUAGGCCUACUGUAAAUGUCCCACGAGAAGAAAGGCUAAAUAAGUCCUAAAAAGUAUAAUUUUUUAUUUAUGUUAUUUAUGUACCUUGCUGCUAACACACUGUAAUGAGACUGAAGUUAUUUUUUGAAAAAAAAGCUUAUCAAUUUCCAAUGGGGAUUUUUUUAGGUGCUGGUGCCAUGUAAGUAGACUGUGUCAAAGGUAACAUGUAUAUAAAUAUAAUAUAAUCUACUCUAAAGAAGUAGUCUAUUGUGGUUAUGAUAAUUAUAUAGUUAACAAUAAGUAGUUAUAGCGUGUUAGGUCAGUGCCAUAGAGAGAGUUUGUUAUCAGGAUGUACAGCAAGCAUCAUGUUUCUGGAUUUGUGAGAUGUAAAGUAACGAUAACUGGCAUGCAAGGUUUCCUCCCUGGAAUUGCCCCGCAUUCUAAACAUCAUGUUGCCGUGUGAAUCGCCUGUCGGCCUGAGAAAGGUUGAGGGAAUGUUACUAAGCUAAUAUGGCUGCCACUGAACACUAGGAAUGCCCAAACUCUGCCUAUUGAAGGCUCUGGGUUUGAUGACAAAUGUAGCUAGUUCUAUUCUGUUGACAUGUCAACAAACUGUAUAUCUAACUGCAUGAACACCUUUAAUUUCCUUUUUAAAGGGCCCCAGAAAAUAAAAACUAAAGUUUUGACGCAAGUAACAAAAUUUGCCCUCUCCGCAACUUUCAACAAAUGUGUGGUGUAGUAAUGACAAGAUGCAAUCAUUUCUGUAUUGUUGUAUGCUAAUUUGUCUGAUCUUGUGGCCUACCCAAUAAUGCCAUUUUAUCAAGGACAUGUCUUUUAAAUUGUGUCAUACACAAAACAAUUACUGCCUGGUAAAAGACGAAAAUGCACACAAAAAACCCUUCUAACUUUUUAUUUGUCCCUAAUUCCCAGUAAAAAAGGGAAGAGGACCUUCUAAAGACAACAUGUCACCAGUCUUUUAUGCUGUUUACAAAUAUAUUCAAAUACACACUACCGUUAGAAUGUCUGAACUACCAUACCUUACCAACCUUAACUUUACCCAGCAUCAUACAACAGCAGUUAUUGAAGACAGAAUUCAGUGGAUGAGUUUCAGUUCAUGCCUACCUCACACACCCUCUCUGGUCUCGAACAUAACAACACUGUGAAAAUUAAACAUAUUCAAAAUGCAAAUCAAAAAAAUAAAUGCAAGUUAAUGUAAACACUGUACCCUUAACAACAUAUGCUGGUUGUCUAAACAGGGAAAUGAGAUACAAUUGUGAUAUCAUUAUUUAAGAAAUUAAAAUGUUUUUUUGCACGCAUUUUAAUUGUUUCGGUUUUAUAAUUUUUUUAAACCUAAAAAACCAAGGUAUAGUAAGACAAGGUUACUCAAGAUUCAUACAGUCCAGUAGGCCUAUGUAGUGAUGAAAGGGUCGUUUU